This is a messenger RNA of Poecile atricapillus (Black-capped chickadee), 1715 nucleotides long. RefSeq names its product lysine acetyltransferase 8 (gene KAT8). The record is from RefSeq and is a predicted model, not a curated record. Gene Ontology annotation, biological process: regulation of DNA-templated transcription. Lineage: Eukaryota; Metazoa; Chordata; Aves; Passeriformes; Paridae. The transcript has 12 exons. Gene Ontology annotation, molecular function: histone acetyltransferase activity. The coding region runs from base 6 to 1532 and encodes 508 amino acids.
GCAAGAUGGCGGCGGCUGCGGGCGGCGGGCCCGGGGAGGCCCCGGAGGCUCCCGGGGGUCCCGGGGGGGGUCCCGGGCCCGGGGGGGGCCCCGGGGGGGGUCCCGGAGCCGCUCGGGGCCCCCCGGGAGCGGCGCGGGACGCGGAGGUGGCGGUGGAGAUCGGAGAGACGUACCUGUGCCGCAGGGCCGACGGCAGCUGGCACUCGGCCGAGGUGAUCCAGUCCCGCCUGAACGAGCAGGAGGCGCGGGAGGAGUUCUACGUGCACUACGUGGGCUUUAACCGGCGCCUGGAUGAGUGGGUGGGCCGCGAGCGCCUGGCUCUCAGUAAGAGCCUCAAGGAGGCCGCCCAGAAGAGCUCGGAGCCGUUCCUGGGGGAGCUGGCGGAGCCCGAACGGAAAAUCACCCGGAACCAGAAACGGAAACACGACGAGAUCAACCACGUGCAGAAGACCUACGCCGAGAUGGACCCGACCACGGCGGCGCUGGAGAAGGAGCACGAGGCCAUCACCAAGGUGAAGUACGUGGACAAGAUCCACAUCGGGCACUACGAGAUCGACGCCUGGUACUUCUCACCUUUCCCCGAGGAUUACGGGAAACAACCGAAACUGUGGAUUUGUGAAUUCUGCCUGAAAUACAUGAAAAUGGAGAGGAGCUACAGGAUACACCUGGGUCAGUGCCAGUGGCGUCAGCCGCCCGGGCGGGAGAUUUACCGCAAGGGGAACAUCUCGGUCUAUGAGGUGGACGGCAAAGAUCACAAGAUCUAUUGUCAGAACCUGUGUCUCCUGGCCAAGCUGUUCCUGGAUCACAAGACUCUUUAUUUCGACGUGGAGCCGUUCGUGUUUUACCUGCUCACCGAGGUGGAUCGGCAGGGAGCGCACAUCGUGGGAUACUUCUCCAAGGAGAAGGAAUCUCCGGACGGGAACAACGUGGCGUGCAUCCUCACCCUGCCCCCGUACCAGCGGCGCGGAUACGGGAAAUUCCUCAUCGCCUUCAGCUACGAGCUGUCCAAGCUGGAGAGCACCGUGGGCUCCCCCGAGAAGCCGCUCUCGGACCUGGGCAAGCUCAGCUACCGCAGCUACUGGUCCUGGGUGCUGCUGGAGAUCCUCAGGGACUUCAGGGGGACCCUCUCCAUCAAGGACCUCAGGUUACUCAGGGUUUACUCCAUGUUUAGCCAGAUGACCAGCAUUACUCAGACGGAUAUAAUCAGUACCCUGCAGUCCCUGAACAUGGUGAAAUACUGGAAGGGACAACACGUGAUGGUUACUCAGGGGUUACUCAGGGGUUACUCAGGGUUUACUCCUGGUUUACUCAGUCAGAUGACGAGUAUCACACAGACUGACAUCAUCAGUACCCUGCAAUCCCUGAACAUGGUGAAAUACUGGAAGGGCCAACACGUCAUCUGCGUCACCCCCAAGCUGGUGGAGGAGCAUCUCAAGAGCGCCCAGUACAAGAAACCGCCCAUCACCGUGGAUUCCAUCUGCCUGCGCUGGGCGCCCCCGAAGCACAAACAGGCCAAGGUGGCCAAGAAGUGAAAUUCCGGAAUUUUCCACCAAAUUCUGGGAAUUUUCCCCCAAAUUCCGGAAUUUUCUUUCAAGUUCUGGGAAUUUUCCCACAAAAUUUUGCUUUUUUCCUUCAAAAUUCUGGGAUUUUCCCACCAAAUUUUGGGAAUUUUCCACCAAAUUUUGGGAAUUUUUUUCAAGUUUUGGGGAUUUUCC